Syngnathus acus (greater pipefish) is the source of this 3617-nucleotide messenger RNA. Its product is annotated as vesicular glutamate transporter 1-like. The record is from RefSeq and is a predicted model, not a curated record. Lineage: Eukaryota; Metazoa; Chordata; Actinopteri; Syngnathiformes; Syngnathidae. Gene Ontology annotation, biological process: neurotransmitter loading into synaptic vesicle; transmembrane transport; monoatomic anion transport. Gene Ontology annotation, cellular component: excitatory synapse; synaptic vesicle membrane. Gene Ontology annotation, molecular function: L-glutamate transmembrane transporter activity; neurotransmitter transmembrane transporter activity. The transcript is spliced from 16 exons. Bases 1469 to 3190 code for a protein of 573 amino acids.
GUUUGUUUGUGUGCUUGUUGUGUGGGAGACCAUCCGUGUGUGUGUGUCCCAUGUGGAAAUGCUUGUGUCUUGGGAGCUCGGUUGUCUUGGAUGUGCUUUGCCUCGCCAAGUCAGAUAGGACGACGACCGAAAGCAGCUCCCACCUCAGGUAGGCACAAUCCUCACCAUUCCUUUUAGACCAAAUAUAUUAUUGAAAGGGCUUGCUUGUCAGUGCACCUCUAGUCGAUCUUCAUGGCAGACCUUUUUUCGCUUUUACUGCUGCUGCCUGCCGUGAGCUGCAGCCUCCACACCCACAAGGACUCGACGGCACUCCCUCCGCCGGCUCACAUCCUGGCUGCACUUAGGAACCAGGAGGCCGGCCAUGUCGACCCAAAAUUAACACAUGCCCAUGUAGACCAAGGCAACGGCAAGGUGGGCAUCUUCAUUGUGGCGGCAGCUGGAACGUGCACCUUCAUGGCUGUUGUGUACUGCAUCUACAGCAAGUUCUACAGCAAACAACCUUACCUACACACCCAACUUGAAGAAGACUCAGAUCCGACGGGCUCGCCUUCGAUGUAUUUCCAAGCCGCCGGUGAGGCUGACAUGCGGGGCGGAACCGGGUAUGGUUCCCUUUCAGACACGCCCUCUGUCAUCUCUGUCCCCCCUUAUCUGUCCCCGCCUCCUUCCUCCAUGCCUUUCCCCCCCCUCUUUGCCUCUUCCUCCUCCUGUUCUUCCUCGCGCUCCCUCAGAACCAUCUCGGCCAAAGACCUGCAGCAGAGUUGUAUCUGAAUAGCGAGUAUACUCUCAGGAGGCGGGGGGGGGGGGGGGCACGUUGACUUAAUCAGUACAUAAACGCAUGUUGUGAACAUUUUUGUGUAUUUGUAGUCCAAAUAAACAAGAUCCCAUAGCAAAUGAUCAUUUCCACAUUUUAAUGAUUAUUCAUUGCUCCCAGUAUUAGGAUUUUUUUUUUUACGCAAUGCAAAAAGUGUUUUCAUUUACAAUGCACAAUGUCUGCUGUUGCAUUUAAAUUCUUCUCAUAUUUCUUCCCAACCCACCCAGUGCUUCCUCGCUUCACUCCCAUUUGUUUUCGCUCCUUCCAUUCAUGGUGCGCUGCUUCAUGGCGUGUGUGUGUGGGGGGGAGGCGGGGAGGGGGGAGCUAUACCUGGGACUCACUCUAGCGGUCCCACUCACUCGGGGAGAUUAGGCUGCGGUAAUCUGGACUCAGGCGAAGGCGAGAGAGAGAGAGACAGCCAUCAGCCAUGACUUCCGUCCCAAGUUGCCUCCUGUGGGCAUCCCACCUCCCCAGAACGUAAUCAUUUCUUUUGAUUUUCUAUCUUCACAAAACUGAGGACAACACUUGGACAAUGUUUUUGAAAUCAAUUUUACUCCAAGGCAGCUAGAGUUCGGAUGUGUUAGUGGCAUCCAAGAAGCGUGCGCACCAGCACAGGACUAAGCUGUUGGGAAGCGCGCACGGGCUGGACGAGUGAGGAUGGAGAUCCGGCCGGACAGGUUUAAGGCUGCGGCUGCCAAAACUCUGGGCAAAAUAUAUGGGGCUCUGGAGAAGAAGCAGGAGAAUGGCGAGACCAUCGAGCUGUCGGCCGAGGGUCGGCCGGAGCUGGUGGAGGAGAAGGAGCUGCCGGUGGUGGACUGCACGUGCUUCGGCCUGCCCCGCCGCUACAUCAUCGCCAUCCUCUCCGGCAUCGGCUUCUGCAUCUCCUUCGGCAUCCGCUGCAACCUGGGCGUGGCCAUCGUCAGCAUGGUCAACAGCCACACCGUCUACAGGGACGACAAGGAGAUCAUCGUGAAAGCGCAGUUCGAUUGGGAUCCGGAGACGGUCGGAAUGAUCCACGGUUCCUUCUUCUGGGGUUACAUCGUGACGCAAAUUCCCGGAGGGUUCAUCUGUCAAAAGUUUGCCGCUAACAGGGUGUUUGGAUUUGCCAUUGUGGCCACUUCUUUCCUCAACAUGCUCAUCCCAUCGGCAGCUCGCAUGCACUUUGGCUGCGUCAUCAUUGUCAGGGUGUUUCAAGGCCUUGUGGAGGGGGUGUCCUACCCUGCCUGUCACGGCAUUUGGGCCAAAUGGGCGCCUCCACUCGAAAGAAGUCGCCUGGCUACGACAGCCUUUUGUGGUUCUUAUGCGGGUGCCGUGAUUGCUAUGCCAUUGGCUGGAAUCCUGGUCCAGUACUCAGGAUGGUCCUCAGUCUUCUACGUCUACGGAACCUUUGGUAUCAUGUGGUACUGCUUCUGGAUCAUGGUGUCUUAUGAAAGUCCCGCCGCCCAUCCCACCAUCACGGAGGAGGAGAGGAAAUACAUCGAGGAGAGCAUCGGCGAGUCAGCUCAACAUUCGGUGUCGAAAUUCAACACACCCUGGAGGGCCUUUUUCACAUCCAUGCCCGUGUACGCCAUCAUUGUGGCAAACUUCUGCAGGAGCUGGACCUUCUAUUUGCUCCUCAUCAGCCAGCCUGCCUACUUUGAGGAGGUGUUUGGCUUCGAGAUUAGCAAGGUGGGAAUCGUGUCAGCUCUUCCCCACCUGGUCAUGACCAUUAUUGUGCCAAUCGGAGGCCAGCUCGCCGACUACCUGCGUUGCAACCACAUCAUGACCACAACCAAUGUCAGAAAACUCAUGAACUGUGGCGGCUUUGGCAUGGAGGCCACGCUGCUGCUGGUGGUGGGCUUCUCACACACAAAGGGUGUGGCUAUCUCCUUCUUGGUUCUGGCCGUGGGAUUUUCAGGAUUUGCAAUAUCAGGAUUCAAUGUCAACCACUUGGACAUUGCUCCGCGCUAUGCCAGCAUCCUCAUGGGCAUCUCCAAUGGGGUGGGCACGCUGUCCGGUAUGGUUUGCCCGCUCAUAGUCGGUGCCAUGACGAAACAUAAGACGCGGGAAGAGUGGCAAGGCGUGUUUCUCAUCGCCUCUCUUGUUCAUUACGGAGGCGUUAUAUUUUAUGGCCUCUUUGCAUCCGGAGAGAAGCAAGCCUGGGCUGAGCCGGAGGAGCUGAACGACGAGAAGUGCGGCAUCCUGGACGAGGACGAGUUGGCCAACGAGACCGAUGAGCUAUACCGUACGAGUGGCGGCUACGGCGCCACCGACCAGGGGGCCGACCCCAACGGGGGUUCUGGAGGUGGCUGGGUGUCGGAUUGGGACAAAACAGAGGAGUAUGUGCAGCCGGCCGGAAGCAACAAUUACCUUUACGGCGGAGAUGAGGAGCUGACAUAAAGAGGAACCGUGCUGGUAAUGUUUACAGCAACUACAUCACUUGGUGGCAAGCGGAACUUUCAAAUGGUCUCUUCCACGUGGUUGAGGCAGACUGCACGCUGGACAUUAGUCAAUGUACGAUGUGUGUUUACGUGUGGUUGCAUCGUGUCUUAGGCCUUAGGAGGCCUGUGUUUAUCUAUUGUAGACGUUUCUAACUGAACAAACGGGAGGUGUGUUUUAUUUCUAUGCCUCAAGCAAUACAAAAAAAAGUCAAGUUGUUUCAAUGAACGGCUGUGAGGAAUAAUAACAAAGGGGAUUGAUUUGCCUCCAUGUGCACAAUUUUAAGACAUCUUGUGCCAAUAUAGCGACAUUUAAUCAUAUAACCUGUUUGACAUUUUGGAUUUGUAGGUCUGAGUGCACUAUUAACGAUUAAAAGUUAGUUUUACCA